Messenger RNA from Camellia sinensis, 1079 nucleotides. Lineage: Eukaryota; Viridiplantae; Streptophyta; Magnoliopsida; Ericales; Theaceae. The record is from RefSeq and is a predicted model, not a curated record.
UAAGAGGAUUCAGAAUAUCAAGAAGUUGGAUCAAAAUGUCGAGAAGCAAUUCCUAGCAGAAGUUGAGAUAUUGGGCACAAUUCACCAUUCCAACGUAGUGAAUUUGUUGAGUUGCAUUUCUAGUGAGACUACAAAACUUAUUGUUUAUGAGUAUUUGGGAAACCAUAGCUUGGAUAGUUGGCUCCAUGGAAAAAAGAGGCAAAGCAUAUCGGAUUCAGACCACGGUGUUGUCUUGGAUUGGCCUAAGCGGUUGAAAAUUGCCGUGGGAGCUGUCCGAGGGCAAUGCUACAUGCACCAUGAUUGCAAACCUUCAGUAAUUCACCGAGAUGUGAAAUCGAGCAAUAUUAUGUAGGAUUCUCACUUCAAUGCAAAAGUUGGAGAUUUCGGCCUAGCCAAGAUAUUGGUGAAGCAUGGUGGGCCUAAUACGAUGUCAGCUGUGGUUGGCACUGAUGGGUACAUUUGUCCAGAGUAUGCUAGGACAAUGAAAGCGAAUAGCUUCGGUGUUGUCCUUCUAGAACUAGUUACUGGUAAGAAAGCCAAUGAAGAAAAUGAAAAUAUGUGCCUUGCCGAUUGGGCAUCUCAAUAUUGCAAUCAAGAAGGAAACAACUUCGUUGAUGCCCUAGAUGAGAAGAUUAAAGAACCUCAUUACUUGCAUGAAAUGACUUCUGUUUUCAAGCUUGGGAUCAAUUGCAUUCGCCAACUUCCCUCCAAUAGGCCUAGCAUGCAGGAGGUUUUACAAAUCUUGCUCAAUUGCAGCCAUCAAUCGGGAUUUGGAGGGGGUAAUGUUGAGAGAGAAUGACUACAAUUCUGAUUUCUGAUGAUUUUAGGCAGGGAGCAUUUUUGAAGGCGAUGAUGGAAGUUUAUUGUUCAAUGUUUAGUUAGUCUUUUCAUUCUUGACUAUUACAUAAGCAUUCACAAUUACUACCACAAGAAAGCCGCCCCCUAUCUCUAAAGGGGCUUGUCAUUUCGUUCGUCUGUAGAAUCUGUCAUAAUGUCUCUCCACCCACAGCCAAAUGUUGGACCAUUUUAAUAUCUUUUAUUUAUUUGUUUAUAUUGUUCAUGAAUCUUCUUUUGUCUUA